AUGACCAUCUCUACUCGUGGAGUAAAUGAGCCUACAGAAUGUAAUGACCAAGUAACAAAUACUGAAGUAGUAGAAGAAAUUAUUGAAGAUGAACCUAUAUCAGAAAUUGGAGAACCCGAUUUUCCACAUGACAAACUUGCAGAACUUGAUACUAAGAUUUCUUCUCCCAGAUGGGUAGUUCCAGUUCUUCCUGAUCAGGAGCUUGAAUGUCUUUUGCAAGCUUCCAUAGACCUUUGUAAAAAAGGAAUUGAUACCAGGAGUGAAGCUUGCCAAAGAUUUUUUCGAGAAGGUCUUACUAUUUCAUUUACAAAAAUUCUGACUGAUGAUGCAGUUAACUCAUGGAAACCCAACAUUCAAUUAUAUAUAUAUCAAAACUGUCAGCGACUUGUGGAAUUAUGUGUAAUUAAAUUAAAUCAAGACUGGUUUCCACUAUUAGAUCUACUGGCUAUGUUAUUUAAUCCUAACUGCAAAUUUCACGUUUUUAAUAAUUCUCGACCACCAGAAAGUAUUCCUCCAGGAAUGCAUAUUUCUGACGAAGAAGUUUACUGUCGUCCAGUACCAGACAGUCGAUUACCACGUGGAUGGUUAGUCGAUCUUAUAAACAAAUUUGGUAAUCUCGGAGGAUUUAAAAUUCUUUUGGAAAGAUUUCAAACAGGAGAAAAUUUAAGUGUAGCCGUUAUGUAUUCUUUAAUAAGACCUUUCGGGUUAUGUUACGAAUUGCUAACUGUUAAUACUAUUGUAAAAUAUUUUAUGCCAGUUAUAGAAAUCAUACUUCAAGUUCUUGAUGGCUUAACAGAUGAAGAACUAAAAAAGGAAGCCAAAAACGAACUGAAAAAUGAUUCAAUUUCUUGCAUAAUUAAAGCAGCUAAAUGUCUUGUUUCUCGGGUGCCUGGAAAAGAGGAAACCUCCAAAGAUUUAGAAAUUUUUAGACUUCGUAUGAUUCUCAGGUUACUUCAGAUCUCGUCAUUUAAUGGGAAAAUGAAUGCUUUAAAUGAAGUGAACAAAGUUAUAGCCAGCGUAGCAUAUUAUCCUCACAGACACACUCCUGUAGAGGAGGAUGAAUGGUUGACACCUGAAAGAAUGGCGAAAUGGAUUAAAGACAAUCAGGUUCUUGAAAUAGUAUUAAGGGAUUCGUUGCACCAACCUCAAUAUGUUGAAAAAUUAGAAAAAAUAUUACGGUUUAUUAUUAAAGAGAGAUGUUUGACUUUAAGCGAUUUAGACGCAAUUUGGGCUGCACAGGCUGGAAAACAUGAAGCAAUCGUUAAAAAUGUACACGAUUUGCUAGCCAAACUUGCAUGGGAUUUUUCUCCUGAGCAAUUAGAUCAUUUAUUCGAAUGUUUUCAGUCUAGUUGGACCAAUGCAAACAAAAAACAAAGAGAAAAAUUAUUAGAACUUAUUCGUCAUUUAGCCGAAGAUGAUAAAGAUGGUGUUAUGGCUCAUAAAGUUUUAACUCUUUUUUGGAAUUUGGCACAUUCGGAUGAUGUUCCUACUGAAAUUAUGGACCAAGCCCUCGCAGCUCAUGUUAAAAUUUUAGACUAUAGUUGUUCUCAGAAAAAAGAUGCUCAAAAAACUUCUUGGUUGGCAAAAUGUGUUGAAGAAUUAAAAAGUGGUGAUAAGUGGGUUUUGCCAGCCUUAAAACAAAUUCGAGAAAUAUGUUGUUUAUAUGAACAAUCUCCUAACCUUAAUCAUAGCCAAAGAUCACAACACAUUUAUUACAGGCAACAAAUAAUAGACCGAUUACAAAACAAUCACUCUUUAGUCAUACUAGUUUCUGACAGUUUAGAAAAUUAUAUUGAAAAAGUUAAAAAACUAGUCAGUCAUCAUCCUGAAUUGGAUUCACAAAAUUUUUGUAUCGAUGGACGAUAUUGCCAUGAGUUACAAGUACAAGAACGCCUAAAUUUUUUAAGAUUUUUACUUAAGGACGGCAGACUUUGGUUGUGCGAUAGUCAAGCCAAGCAAAUUUGGAAAUGCCUAGCAGAAGAUGGAGUUUUUCCUUCUGAUAGGGAAGCUUGUUUUAAAUGGUUUAGUAAACUAAUGGGUGAAGAGCCAGAUCUUGACCCUACUAAAAAUAGAGAGUUUUUUGAAGAUAAUAUUCUACAGUUGGAUCCCACAUUAUUGACUGAAAGUGGAAUGAAAUGUUUUGAAAGAUUUUUUAAAACUGUAAACAAAAAGGAGGGAAAACUGAUUCAAAAACACAGAUCCAUUGUGAUGGAAGAUCCUGAUUUAAUCGGAAUGGAUUAUCUUUGGAGAGUUAUAACUAAUUCAGGGGAAGAAAUUGCAAAUCGGGCUAUUGAAAUAAUGAGAGAAGUUUGUACUAAUUUAGGUUCUCAGUUAACCAGUAAUAUAUAUGAAUUUCACGAAACGUAUAUAGCCGAGUGUUUAGAUCGAUUAAGAACUCAUUACGAUAAUGUGACUCUUUUGAUGAAAGAAGACAUAAUGAAAAACAGACUGAAAGAUGAAGCCGUGAGAAUGUGUCGUGUCAUGAAAGUUUUACACGAAUAUAUUAGCGAAUGCGAUAAUACAUUUGUAAACGAAAGAAAAAUUUUACCAUUACAUAGGGCUUACAGAGGAAAAUGUAUAAUUUUAACUAUUAGGUUUACUCAUCCUCAGCGGGCUUUGGAUGAUAUGGAUAUUUAUACUCACACAAAUGAAACCCUGGCAUCGUUUAGAAGAAGUAUUCUUCGCAGAAUUAAAGCGGGAACAUCUGUAAAGGUUGAACUUGUAGUUAACGGAGAUUCUCGAGAACCUAUUAUCCUAGCAGAUGAUCGAAAAUUGUUGUCUCAAUUACCUAUUCGUGAUAAAAUGAUAAUCACGGCUAAAUUAUGUCAGACAAAUAUAAACGCUGCUUCUAGUCCGGAAACUUCUUCUGAUAGUUCUACCAGUUCACCUCAGCAUCCAUAUGAUGGGCCUAAUUUGGAAGCUGAAAAUGUCUUACCUGGCGUGCUCAUGUCUAGAAAAAGUAUUUAUGCCAAGUUUCUAUUUCAACUCUCAGAUUUAGGAUGCGAAUUACAUUAUCCUCCUUUGCGAGAUGGUGCAAGAAAUCUUUUACAGCUAGUUCCUCCUGAUCAGUCUACGGUAGAAAAAUUGAAACAGUUAUUUGAAAUUUAUCCUAACAGUGAACACAGUCAAGAUAAUAAUAUUACAGUAGAAAAUAUUUUUUUCGAUAAUUCUUGCACAAAGGUUUUAUACAAUGUUGAAGUCAUGUACUCAUUAUUGAUGCCUGCUUCAGAUCCAAUGAGUGCUGAAGCAUUUGAAUUUCAAUACAAUUUUGUAAAAAGUGGCCAUGCUCCAAUUGUUCUUGAAAUGCUUACUAAAAAUAAUUUUCUACCAAAUGCGGAUGUUGCUACCAAAAGAUCUGCGUAUGUUACCAUUUUAAAAAUGUGCAAAUUACUUUUAACGGUCAUUGGCCACGUAUUAGGACGAGUUCCUUUUGAUGAUUCAUCACAACCACACGAUCAAGGAGGUUCUGAUGGUAAUCCGAUUAAUUCGCAUUCUCCAACUAGUCAUGCUUCUCCUUCUGGUCUUCUUCGUACCCUUAAUUCUGUUUUUAAUCAGGGUGUAGAGCUUAUGAUUAGAAAUGUUGCAAAAAAACUUGCUGCUUAUAUUGAUGAGCAACCUCAAAUAAUAAUGGAAAGUAAAGCGGGUCAAAUGUUUCUAAGUGCAAGAUCCUGGGAACUUCCUGAUACAAAUACAGUUCGAGCAGUCAUGAGAUUAGCCUGGGCAGCUAGCACUGGAUCACUUUCAUGUCUCCAUAGUCCUCACGAAAUGCACAAUUCUCACCUUUUAGGCAAAAUUCCAGAUCCGGAUGAUGUCGUGUUGUGCCGUGAAGCUCUUCAAGUUCUCACCGUUUCUCUCGUGUUGAAUUAUAAAGUGAUGGAUAAUUUUAUUAAGGAUCCGCUGUGGCAUACGUUUAUUAUAGAUCUGUUGUUAUUAGCCAAGAAUAGGGUUGUCCGAAGUUCUGCUUCAGAUCAAUUUUUAUUGAUUUUAUACGAUAGUGCACAACAACCACUUUUGUUUUGUAUUUCAUUGCUCUUCUCUCAGCUUAACACUACCGUCAUAGCAAAUUGUAAAAAUUCUUCGGAAUAUUUUUUGCUUUUGUGCAGAUUAAUUAAUUAUGCUUUAAUGACAGAUUGCCCCGUACCAAACGCCGAAAUACUAUUAGAUAAUGAAAUAGCUUGGCUAAAAAAAAUAAAGGAAAACGUUAAAGAAACAGGGGAAACUCAAGUAGAAGAAGCUGUACUAGAAGGGCAUUUAAACAUUGCCAAAGAAUUGAUGGGAUUCUUGUCUCCAGAAAAAAAAUAUUUGCUUGGCAGCAGUGAAAAGAAAGGACUAUGUUUCAUUAAAGAAAUAUUAGAGGAUUUUAUUUUUCCCGCAAGUAAACUUAUGCUUCAGUUUUUAAAAACUGGUGAUUUGGUUUGUGAAAAUGCAAUACCAGUGUGUAAUACUCCGUGUACAGAAAAUGCUGCCUUUGAUUUAUUAGUUGCACUUUGUAUGGGUUGUGUACCAAAUAUGAAGUUAUUAGUUCAUAUGCUUACUGAAAUGUUUUAUUCCGAACGUGAAAAACCUCUGACAGAAUGGGAUUAUAUGCCGCCUAUAGGACCGAGACCCCCAAAAGGUUUUUGUGGUUUAAAAAAUGCUGGAGCCACAUGUUAUAUGAAUUCGGUUCUUCAGCAAUUGUACAUGGUUGAAAGUAUUCGUGUUGGGCUUUUAGCCGCAGAAGGAGCAGCAACCGAUUUAAAUGAGGAUUUCAGCGGGGAAGAAAGGUUGGAAACUGAGAAUACGGACGUUGAACAUAUAGAUGGGGAUUCGAAUGAUGAUAAAGGAGGAGUGGACGAAUCUAGAAAAGAAUACAAUAUUGGAAUAUUAAAACAAGUUCAGGCUAUUUUCGGUCAUCUUGCUUAUAGUGAACUUCAGUAUUACGUGCCGAGAGGACUAUGGAAACAUUUUAAAUUGCAAGGGAAACCUGUAAAUUUACGUGAACAACAAGAUGCCGUUGAGUUUUACCUUAGAUUGGUAGAAAGCUUGGAUGAAGCUUUAAAAGCUUUAGGACAAGAGCAAAUUAUGAGUAAAGUUUUAGUCGGAUCGUUUUCUGAUCAAAAAAUUUGUAAAGGAUGUCCACAUAGGUACUUCAAGGAAGAACUUUUCUCCGUUAUCAAUGUAGACAUUAGAAAUCAUUCAUCAUUAUUAGAUUCACUUGAACAAUAUGUUAAAGGUGAAUUAUUAGAAGGAGCGGAUGCUUAUCACUGUGAUAAAUGUAAUAAAAAGGUGGUUACGGUAAAAAGACCGUGUAUAAAAAAAUUACCCCCCGUUUUAGCUUUUCAACUGAAAAGAUUUGAUUAUGAUUAUGAAAGAGAAUGUGCCAUUAAAUUUAAUGAUUAUUUUGAGUUUCCUCGAGACUUGGACAUGGAUCCCUACACAGUGUCUGGAUUAGCUAAACUUGAAGGUGAAUUAAUAGACUGUGAUUACGAUGAACUAUCUAAAGAAAUGUGCACAAAAUAUCAAUUAACCGGUAUUGUUGUGCACAGUGGUCAGGCUAGUGGUGGUCAUUAUUAUUCCUACAUUUUGCAUAGGCAAUCCGACGGAACUUCUAAAUGGUACAAAUUUGAUGACGGAGAUGUGAGUGAAUGUAGAAUGGAAGAAGACGAAGAAAUGAAAAGUCAGUGUUUUGGUGGAGAUUAUACAGGUGAAGUUUUUGAUCACAUUAUGAAAAGAUUGAGUUACCGAAAACAGAAAAGGUGGUGGAACGCCUACAUGUUAUAUUACACGAGAUUAGACGUAAGGUCUAGCAACACAUCAUUUUGUGAGUAUAAUAAUAAUAAUAUCAAUGUUUACUUAAAUUAUAAUUAUAUUAUUUAUUUAUUAAUUGUUAUAUUAUUAUUUUUAGCGGAUUUGAAAAAGAAUACAAUGAAAAUGCCUCUUGUAAUAGAACAAGGUGUUCGUCGCCAAAAUAUUGUAUUUAUGCAUAAUAGAAAUCAAUUUUCUGCCGAAUAUUUUCAGUUUAUAAAAAAAAUAGUUUCUUGCAACAGUUCAUUAUUGAGACUUCAUAAUGAUAAAUUGACGUUAGAUUCAGAAGAACUAUCUAUGUUAAGUGUACAGUUGGCAUCAAGGUUUUUAUUUCAUACUGGAUUUCAUACGAAAAAAAGCUUGAGAGGAGCGGCUUAUGAUUGGUACGAAGUGUUGUCCCAACAUCUUCGGCAUUCAGCUUCGGUCAGGCUUUGGUUCGCUAAGGAAAUCAUAUUUCAACAUCCUUAUAGAUUAUCCGAGUAUUUGUUGAAUUCACCGAGCACAGAAGUUCGAGCUGCUUUUAUGAAAAUAAUACUUUUUCUGGCUCAUUUUUCUCUUCACGACGGUCCUUGUGAUUCUCUAAUUUAUAACGGAAAGAGUAAAAAUAUUGAUUCAAACUUUAGUUUAAGUGACCAUUUACUACAUGCUCUUAUAUUAUUAUUAGAUAAAGAUAUUGCAGACCACGGAAAACAUUCUGUGCAUUAUUUUACUUUAUUUCAAAUGUAUGCUCAAUUGGGUCUUGAGGAAAAAGCUCAAUUACUUCGACUUAACGUAGCUAAGAUAUUUAUAAAUGUGGCCUUAGAAGAAGGUCCUAUACCCGCCAUUAAAUCUCAAUAUUUUGAUUGUACGAAACUUCAUCAAGUAGUAUCAAUGUUAGUUAGGUGUUGUGAUUUAAGCACGAGUACUCAAAAUUCAAAUGCUUCUGUACAACCCCUUCCCAAUCCGUAUUGUGAUCCGCAGUGCUCUUCAUCUUAUUUAAUGCCUAUACAACCAGAUGUUGCUGAACUUUUAUUCGGUAAAGUCGGAUACGCAAAAAAAUUAAUUGAUAAUCCUAGUCCAUCAGAAGAUAUAGUAAAAUUGAUACAAUUUUGCACGUGGGAAAAUCCAAUUUUUUCUAAAAAUCUUUUAAGUGAAACCCUUCGACAAAUUGCUUGUACCAUAUAUCAGGAUUUGAAACAUUAUUUAGAUUGGCUCCUUCAUUUAUUAUUAAUCGAAGACUCUUGGCAAACGCACAGAAUUCACAACGCACUUCAAGGUAUGGCCGAUUCAGAUGCAAAAGAAGGCUUGUUUGAAAUCGUUAUAAAAUCAAAAACUCACUAUCAAAAAAAGGCUUAUCAGUGUAUUAAAUACAUGACGACAUUAUUCUCCAAGUGCAGAGCCGCUCACGUGUUGUUAACGAGUACCGAAGAAAUACGACGUAAAUGGUUACACUGUAACGAGUGUUUUCCGUUUCCGGCUAACGUUCAAUACAGUUGCGAUAAUUGGUUAUUGUCAACUAAAACCAAUGACUCUGCUAACGGGUAUUUCCCCGAAAGAUCGAAUAGUGCUAGAAAACUUUUAGUGCACUCUGUCGAACUUUGCCCCCAAGAUGAACCCGAAGUCGAAGAAGUUUCGGAAGAGGGUGAAGGGUUGCAAUCUUUGGAAUGGAAGGGCCUUGUAGUUUCUAAGUAUUUCGGUAAUCAGUCCAAAGAUAGGCGUAAAAACAGAGUUCAAAUUAGAAAAAUGGACGAAACUUCCGAAGAUGGCAUCGCAUCCAUCGUGGAAAUGCAACAGCGUUCAUUUAAACCCAUUAGAAGAGAAAAUAAUCAGCGAAGAUCCGAUCCGAAUGCAGCCGAUUCGGGAGAUGAAGAAUUUGCUUGGUUUUGCGGUAUGAAUAAACGUAUGUCGAGUCCAAGCGAUUUGCCUCAGUCGCUAUCGCGGCACUCUUUAACCGACGUUGCACUCGUACAAGAAACUCAGGUAUCAUAA
Molecule: messenger RNA, 7752 nt
Organism: Pediculus humanus corporis (human body louse)
Lineage: Eukaryota; Metazoa; Arthropoda; Insecta; Psocodea; Pediculidae
Product: ubiquitin specific protease 9/faf, putative
Exons: 34
Coding region: 1-7752 (2583 amino acids)
Biological process (GO): cell migration; protein deubiquitination
Cellular component (GO): nucleus; cytosol
Molecular function (GO): cysteine-type endopeptidase activity; cysteine-type deubiquitinase activity
Source: RefSeq, a predicted model, not a curated record